AUGAAGUCCCAUGUCUUGUCGCUUCUGCUGUUAUCAUCUGCCGCUCUCGGCUCGCCUGUAUCGAGUCAGAAGGAUAGGAAGUAUGCCAUUCUCGACAAUGACUGGGGCCCUGUCAGCUUUCUUCCUUUUCUCAUAACAGCCAAGAGCGAUAUUGAUAUUCUCGGACUCAUAUCAGACACCGGCAACACCUGGCAGCAUCAAUGCGCGCUCCACGCCCUCGCCAACCUCGAAGUCGCCAAUCUAAGCUGCAUCCCCGUCUACCCCGGCGCCACCUGGCCACUCAUCAACACCCCCCAUCGCUUCCAGGCAUGGGAAGCUAUCCACGGGAACCUUCCCUUCCAAGGCGCCUUUGCCCUCGAGAACCAAACGGCUGAGGCGGAGGGCAACGAUCCCAGCUCAGGUGAUCCCAACCGUGUAGUUCGCGGUGCCUUCGUCGAAGGGUUCCCGAACAUCACCGUCAACGACUCGACCACCGGCGCGAACUUCCUGGUCGAGAUGGUUACGGGUGAGUAUGAACAGGCGAAUAUCAAUUCUGAUAUCAACUUAAUGAUCGACCCCGAAGCCGCCAAAAUCGCUCUGAACGCGGACUUUCCGGAGAUUAUCAUCGCCGGAAACGUCGCUAACCAAGUCCAGUCUACCCAGGAAUAUCUUGACGAAGUUUACGAAGUCCAGAACCCACUCACGGAGCUAUUCCAUAACCAUUACGGAACGAGGUUCCCCUUCUGGGAUGAGACUGCUGCCGCUUUGAUGGUUAAUAAGUCGCUUGCUGUGAACACUACUACCGCUUAUAUCGACGUUGAUAUCUCCUACGGGAGUCCGAAUUAUGGGAAUAUUCAUCUCUACCAGGAGGCUCUUGCGCCGAAGGGUCUGAGGACUGUGACCUUCGUGAAUGAGAUUGAUGGCGAGGAGCUGAAACGGAUGAUGAAGGAAGCUAUGCAGGAUCCCCCGACAUGUCACUAG
Messenger RNA from Aspergillus melleus, 960 nucleotides. RefSeq lists its product as uncharacterized. Gene Ontology annotation, molecular function: hydrolase activity, hydrolyzing N-glycosyl compounds. The coding region runs from base 1 to 960 and encodes 319 amino acids. Lineage: Eukaryota; Fungi; Ascomycota; Eurotiomycetes; Eurotiales; Aspergillaceae. The record is from RefSeq and is a predicted model, not a curated record. The transcript is spliced from 5 exons.